Messenger RNA from Aethina tumida (small hive beetle), 1795 nucleotides. Its product is annotated as hexokinase type 2. The transcript is spliced from 8 exons. Gene Ontology annotation, biological process: intracellular glucose homeostasis; glucose 6-phosphate metabolic process; glycolytic process. The record is from RefSeq and is a predicted model, not a curated record. Gene Ontology annotation, molecular function: mannokinase activity; glucokinase activity; fructokinase activity. Lineage: Eukaryota; Metazoa; Arthropoda; Insecta; Coleoptera; Nitidulidae. Gene Ontology annotation, cellular component: cytosol; mitochondrion. Bases 127 to 1584 code for a protein of 485 amino acids.
UUAUAAAAAUUAACAUUUAUCAAUAUAAUAAAAAUGUAGCAUCCUGUAUAAAUACAUAUGAUUAUCUUCAAUUUGUAAUGUCAGAUUUGUCAUAGAAAAUUCCAGUGAUUAUAAAAAGAAUCUGAAAUGAUAGAAAGAAGAACUAUUAAAAAGUCUGAUCAAGACACAAUAGAAAAACCAUCUUCAACUAAGAAAUCAUCCUGUAAAAGUCGGUUUUGUAGUCGUGAACCCCCAGAACCAUUACCUGAAGUUAAAGAACGCAUGCAACCUUUCAUCAUGGAUAAUGAUAAACUUCAGAAGUAUAUGGAAAUAUUAUUAGAAAACAUAAAUAAGGGAUUGAAAAAGGCUACCAACCCUUCAGCCAUUGUAAAGUGUUUCCCUACUUAUGUUCAAGAUCUUCCGGACGGAACCGAGACUGGAAAGUUUCUUGCUUUGGAUUUGGGUGGUACAAAUUUUCGAGUACUUUGUAUUGAACUAGAUGGUGACACCUGCGAAAUGGCUUCAGAGAUUUUCGAGAUACCGCAAGCGAUAAUGGUGGGAACCGGUUCACAACUGUUCGAUCAUAUUGCGGAGUGCAUGCACAAAUUUCUAACAGAGUUGGGCAUGGAGGAAGAAGUUUUACCUCUGGGUUUCACUUUUAGUUUUCCUCUUCAGCAACAAGGUUUGACUGUUGGAUAUCUGGAAAGAUGGACCAAAGGUUUUAACUGUUCUGGAACCGUUGGUCAAAACGUAGUCGGUAUGAUGGAUGAUGCAAUUGAACGACGAGGGGAUCUGAAAAUUAAAAUGUGUGCUAUUUUAAAUGACACUACAGGGACACUGAUGUCAUGUGCGUGGAAACAUGAAGGAACUGCCAUUGGUUUGAUUAUAGGUACCGGAAGUAAUGCUUGUUAUAUAGAGCAACAAGCUAACGCUGAAUUGUUUGACGAACCUGACAUGGGUUCCGGUAAUGUAAUAAUAAAUACUGAAUGGGGUGCUUUUGGAGAUGAUGGUGCUAUAAACUUUAUCAGAACUGAUUAUGAUCUUGAGGUGGACAAGAAUUCAAUUAAUGCACAACGUCAAGUACAUGAAAAGAUGAUCUCUGGAAUGUACAUGGGAGAAUUAGUGAGAUUGGUCCUCGUGGGUCUUAUACAAGAUGGAAUAAUGUUCUCUGGCAAAGGAUCAGAUCUUAUUAAUCAGAGGGAAAAAUUCUUAACGAAAUACGUAACAAAAGUUGAAUCAGAUCCACCUGGAAGUUACCAAAAUGCAGCAGAAGUUUGUCAGAAAAUGGAAUUAACUCAUGCCUCAGAAAUUGACUACAUAAAUUUGAGAUACGUCUGCGAAUGUAUUUCAACAAGAGCCGCCUAUUUAUGUGCUGCCGGUAUGGUAACAUUGUUGCAUAAGAUGGGUAAGCCGAACGUUACAAUAGGCAUUGAUGGAUCUUUAUAUCGUUUCCAUCCUACUGUUCACAAUAACAUGGUAGACAAAAUGACGGAAUUAUGUGAUCCGAAGAUAAAAUUUAAACUGAUGUUGUCCGAAGAUGGUAGUGGAAUAGGAGCAGCAUUGGUUGCAGCUGUUGCAGUAAGAAAACAAGGAGAGGAAGAAUAAAAUUAGAAAAACUAUUCAGAUUUUCUUCAUUAUUGGAGGUGUUCUACCUGCUCCCAAAGUGCUUGCUGAAUACUUAUAGAAAUAUAAAAAAAUAUAUUAAGAACUAAUUUUCUAUUAUAAUGAAUUGAAGAUUACUUUAUUUAAAAUUUUUAAAUAACCGUGUAAAACAUGUUUCCACAAUCAAAAUAGUAAAUCAUAAUUUUCUUAAUAA